AGUGCGGAUAACAGCCAGUCGCUAGCGGCGCGUCCCGGGCGCCGGUCGCUACGAUGGCUUUUUUUCGAAUGUGCAAUGGUCUGCCAGGACUUUUUAUUGGAAUGAUAACAGUACUUUUAUUGUGUGUAUACCUAGCUCAUGGCCAAGAAACCCUCGCGACCAGGAUGCGUGUUAUUAGCGAGGAUUUGGAUCGACAGUUGAACGAGAUGAUGGCCUCUCAGGCGGUCAAUUACUCCACAGUCAACACUACUGGAUUGCCAUACAAUGCCUCCAUGAAGUUCUGGCCUAAGGGCAUGGGACAGCUGUAUAAUGUGACAAAUAUGUUCAUCGACUUCGUCCAGGGAAAACAAGCUUAUCCCGAAGGGAUGAUCUCGCUGGACAAUGGCUACUUGCAAUUUGCCGAUCCGGUAAAGGAGUGGAAAAUUAUUUUGAGCCAUUAUGGAGGUCUGGCUGGACUUGGUCUGGCAGGUCUUCUUCUCGCUGCCAUACUUCCAUGUGUCGGCCUGUUUUUCUGUUGUUGCCGCUGUGCUGGAAAUUGUGGUGCUAGAAGCGAGCCUUUCGAUAAAAAGCACGACCAUUGCAAAAAAAUCAUACUGAGUACCAUCUUAAUUUGCGUCGCUACGGUCAUACUGUUUGGCGUGGUCUGCUCAUUUGUAACAAACGAAUAUAUGCACGAUGGAACAAGAAAACUGCCAGACAACACCAAAGUGAGUCUCAAGGAUCUUAGACUUUACCUGGCUACUACGAAAAGAGAAAUCGAUACUUUAUUGAAAAUUAAUUUCAACGAACUCGAAAUGACGUUGAAUAAUAUUCUCCAAGCAAGCGGAAGAAUUGUCACCGAGCGACUCGCUGAAUACUCUCAUGCUGUUUCGCUUAUGAACCUAAAUGAUAUCGUCGCGGGACUUGAUGCCAUUAGACAGGAUCUCAAACUCAUGAAUAAAAUCACCCAAGACUUGAGAGCCAACGCUUCUGAGCUUGACAUCGUCGUCCGUGGAGUAAAAAAGAGUUUGCUACAUACAUUAGCUUCCUGUGAUACGCACACCUGUAAAGAGGUUUUGCAGCAAUAUAAAGUCAAUGAAAUGUCAGUUCAAGUUGACUUCGAUAAGCUACCCGAUGUAACUCAUGCACUACGCAAUAUCACCCAAUUAAUGGAAGACAAUAUAGUUUACGAAGUGAGUCAAGGCAGAGAUUCCUUCCUCCGAAUUCAAAAGGAUAUUCAGCACGCGGUGAAUCAGACAAUUCCUGUGGUUAGCGCGAGUAUUCGGCGAGCUGGAGAUUCUCUUGAAGCUGCUGCUAGAAACAUGACCGCUAUACUUGAUAUGAUCAACUCAAAUAUAACAAAUUCUUAUAUUCCCAGUCUCGAUGUAGCUAGAAACCACAUUGAUCAAUACGCCCCCUAUAGGCACUACCUGGGUCUGGGAAUAUCAGGAAUCUUGCUCACGGUGUUGACAUGCAUAACCUUCGGCCUUUUCUGCGGUAUUUGUGGAAAACGACCAGAUGGUUACGGUGACGACUGUUGCAAUAAAGGAUCCGGUGCUCGAUUUCUGAUGAUGGCUGUUUGGAUAAUCUUCCUGUUGACGAGUAUUUUAAUGAUCGUCACGGUGGCGCACAUGAUCACAGGUGUAGCUGUUCAGCGAGGGGUUUGCGAACCACUUCAAAAUCCUAAUGACAACAGGAUGUUUAAACUUCUAGAUAAAUUUGUUAAUCUCAAAAGCAAGUUAUACCCAAACAACCCCCGCGCCAAUAUCAACAUGAGUUACGUCGUCUCGGCUUGUCAUGCAAAUAGAACACUCUACAAGGUUCUGAUGUUCGAGAAUCUAAUUAACGUGAAUUCUUUACGAGAUUACGUCGAACGUUAUGACAUCAAUAAAACCAUUCAGCAGUUGCGCCAAAAGAUUAUUUUCUCUCCUGGAAUAGUGAUCUUUAGCGAAAGAGCACGUGGGAAGUUGAACGAUUUGGCUCAGAGUGGACUUAGUGACAUUAAAUUCUACCAGUAUGCUGAAGUUCUCAGGGAAAACAUUACCAACAUUAAUCUCCAUCAUCUUGCUUCGAAGUUGCGCGAAGUUUCUGCCAAACUUCCUCGAGGGUAUGAAGAUACUAAGGAUAGUUUAGAGAAAAAUGCACACGAUUUAGAUCAUUAUCACAAAGAUCUUGUGAUGCCGAUGGCUUCACUGGGCGAGCAGCUGAGCGAAAAUGCUUUGACGCUCCAAGAACAUAUCAGAUUCAAUCACAGCUCGAUGGCAGAAGCCAUUCAUGCUUUAGUGAACGAAGUCACGCAGGCACAAGAAUUUCUGAACAAAGAUGGACCAGAAUAUGUGCAAUUGCUCGCAAGCAGAUUUGGCGAGGCAUUCUUGUCUCAGGUGGACGACUUUUUGGAACAUGUUAUUGACAGUGCUUUAAACAAUGUUGGAAAAUGUGGGCCAGUCUCGAAUGCUUAUAAUGCUACACUUGUCUCUGGCUGCAACAAAAUUCUUGAUCCUUUUAAUGGUUUCUGGAUGAGUGUAGGCUGGUGUUUAGUUCUAUUUAUUCCCACGAUAAUACUCUGUGUGAAACUGAGUGCACUCUACCAAAAGUCUGAUCCAUACCCGGGACCACUAGUUGAAGCUGAAUAUUUGUAUGACGCAUAUGCCGACAGGGAUAACAUACCCCUUGCUCAUGUUCAUGAUAAGAAAUAUGUAGCUCACAGUAGGCAUCAUCCUGCUCCUGCUACUUUUCCUGAGACUUAUGAAGGUCCAGCAGGCAGUUAUAGUGAAAGAGAAAGAAUAACAGAUGCUCAUCAGGGCUCAUCUCAUAAUGAUUCGAGAUAUGCAGAUGUUGCUCCCAAAAACUGGGAUUUUCCUAAUGGUGGUCCUCCCAGAUACCAGCCUCCAGCUGCAGCUCCUCCACUCAGCAAUGAAUACGAACGGCCUCCCCCGUACUACUACCCUGGACCUGGAGAAAGAAAUUAGGAAACAAGUGCCGUGGCAUGCACAAAGGCAGCGAUGAGCAGUGCGGCGAUGCACAGCCUAACGCGUAGCUACAAGAGAACGCUCAAAAGCAAAACCAAAUCUGGAUGUAAACGAGAUUACGUUUAACAUGGAGUUGUUCUCGAGCGUGUCACGGACCAUCAGCUACCAAAUCUAACUAAAGACCAAGAUAGCAUAGACUGAUGAGGUAGGCUAGCGAUUCGAGGCUAUAUUUGUACUGUACGAGUCUAGUCGUAAAUUCAAUAAUUCAGUUCUCAAUUAUUAUUCGUGUCUAACGACCCAUCGACACUGCACUUUAAUUCAUUUGAGCGUAAACUCGUGCAGUUCGAAUGUAGCCAGUCAGCGACAUCUUUCUCUGAGGAACGCGAGUCAAAAAGUUCUCGUGCGUUACACUUUAUUUGUAAUAUUACAAAUACGUAUCUGUCCUGGGAAUGGCGUCGCUUUGAGUUUCAGGGAAACUCUUUACAACUACGUUUUGACAAAUGUCAAGCACACUUGAUAAUUUAUUUUCGUGACUAAAUUUCUCAAAAUUUACUCCACACUGUACUAUUUUACUUUGUUCUGUACUAUUUUAUUUUGUUCUGUACUCUUUUACUUCGUUGUAAACUCUUUUUUCGUUGAAUCCAUGUUCUAAUGUACAAGGUGAUUCUAUUCGCGUGGUGCAAUAUAUUGUUGCGUUGUUACUUUUUCGUUUUCUACUCAAGUCUUUUCACUGGUUUCGUGAUGUGAUAAUACUGUACUGAAAAAAAUUCGCCUUGAAUUUUGGAAGUUUCGUACACUGCCAGACACUUAGUUCUUCUUUUGUAAUUGGAUUUUUACUCUCAGUAUUAAAGUUCUUUCCUGUCCUACUUCUACAGUGUUUAAACCCGUGCUUAAUUUUUUUAAGCAGACUCGAUAGAAGCUUGUCGAGAUUAUCAUUUUGUACAUAAUGUAAAAGUUGACGAGGCCAUAGCAUUUCGAUCUAUGGUAAUUCGGAGAUUCGAAGGUUUGGAUUCUUCAAAAAUUUUUUAGUUCGAUUAGUCUGCAAAUCAGUGAAGCUAUCGAUCCUAAAAAAUCUGCGACACCAUAGCGCCAUAUAAAAAUGCCAAACCGUCAUCCGUUCUCUUCUUAGGCCUCGCCUUCCCUAGGAGUUUAGUAAGUUAGGAAACUAAUUUCCAUCCGAGCGCUGUGAUAUAGAAUAUGGGUUUCCUCUUUGUAUUCUAGCGCUUCGGGAAUAAUGAGUUUCACACGAAAACGAGAUCAAACUUAUAAAUACUCGUACUCAGUGUAUAUGGUUCGCCGUUAAGUAGUCCUUUUACUAUUAUUAAAGUACUGUGUAAUUUAUUACCGUAAGCUAUAUUCCGCAAUCAUUCUUGCAUCACGUAGGUUAUAAUUUGACACGUCAAUCUUUAAAAUAAUAAGUUUCUCGUUGCGUGAGUCUGAAAUAAUCAGUCUGCCAUUGAUGGUCUGAAAAAAUCACUCUGAUUUUUUAUUUUGCCUCAAGUUUUAGUAUACUAUUUAGAAUUCACUUGAAUUGCAUUGAAUUUAUAUUGAAUUUUUUAAAAUUCUAUGUAUGGAAUUCCAUGCAUUCUAAAGGCUUCAAAAUAAUGCAAAAGAAUUUAGAAAAACUUCGGGAAUUUAGAGAAUUCAGAAUAUUAAAUUCAGCCGCAGAACUGCGAGACGCUAUCUAUCAUUUUAAUGCAUCUCAAUUGUGAACUAACCCCAGGAAGUCAAAUUUUUAAUAUUCAUUUUAAUUUAUGUAUACAGGUGAUUUUACGAUUUUUUAUGGAAUUUAAAACAAUCAAUGAGCAAUAAAAGUAAAUAUUUACGGAAAACUAAGGGAUUCGGAUGGAAUUUUAAUACAUGAAAUAUGUACUAUAUGAAAAAAAGUAUUAACUAGAGGUUAGGUUAGAAUUGGUAUUUUAGUCCUGGUGGUUUAUUAUUUAUAUGCUUUGCAUAUCCCGGACCAAAUUCUUCUCUAUACAUUAACUAAAGUUCAUUUAAACUUAUAAUAUAUUGAAACUUACAUGACAUAGCCAAAUAAUGAUAUUUUUUAAAUAGAUAUAACACUUUUUCCUGUAAAUAUUAAUUUUUAAUAUUUACUAUUCGUUGUACACUCUGCAAAAAAAUCGUAAAAUCACUUUUAAAAUUUAAAAGAAUUCAAAAUAAUAUGAGAGUUUGGAAGCAUUCCAAGGAAUUUAAAAGAAUUAAUUAAUUACUCAACCUGCUGUUUGCCGCAUUAGUUAUGCGUACUAAAACUUGGGGUCAACUCAAAAAGAAGACUGGUUCUUUGAGAAGAUCAAGACCAGAGAGUUCGUUUUAGACGUAUACUCCGAACAAGCUCCGAACAAAAACCCACUUGAUAGAUUCUACGUGAUGUAUAAAUGAUAAAAAAAGCGUAUCGAUAUCAGUUGAACUGUCCCCAGGGGCAGUGAUUUCGGUUCUCCAACGGCGAUUCAGAAUCGUUGGAGAGCAAGAAGAAACAACCGAGGUUUGAAAUUGAAUACUUAUAUUUAAAUAUAAUUUUUAUUCACAUUUUCCUAGUGGCAAAUCAGCAGGAUCUCAAUUUCACUCCUCGGAUUGUCUUUUUUUUUUUUAAUGUUUACAUCGAUUAGUCUAGAUUUAUUGAAUUAUCCAAGGAAGAAAAUAUCAAAAGCGCAACAGGUGAUAUGAAAAAAAAAUCGCUGCACCCUGGGCGAGCAAGACGCAAAGGGCGAUUACUCAUUGUCGCGGUUCUUAUUGUACUUGUACAGAGUUUAAAGUUUAUCUUCUAUGGUAUAGAGUACGCCGCCCAUGCUGCCGUAUUUUAGACUCCGAGGCCGGUUCAAAAUUCGAGGAAGUCCGUUGAUAAUCCAGGGAAAUCCAUGGAAAGCGAGACGCUUCGCGAAUCGAGCCGCGACCCGACAGCGAAUUGCCAAAUGAAACUUUAUCUUCUUUUAUUCGAUACAAAGUGGAAGCACAAAACUUGUAGAAACUUUUUCUAGAAAGUGAAAAAGAAAAAGAGAACAAAAAUAGAAUGAGUGGUAGAGAUUAAAGCAAGAAAGUAGACGCCAGAGAGAUUGGGCGAGAGAAAGUGAGGGAGAGAACGUAUGUAUAUCAAGUGAAUGUAUCUUUCGACACUUUUCACCUGUAACUGCAUUUACUCUUUAAGGUAAUGGAAACUUCAACUUGAUUCUAGUGUAUCUCCGGUUAAACAGAUUUCGUACGUGUAUGUAUGUAUGCAUUUAAAGCAACAACGGAUUUCCAAGUCGGGUGUAAUAAUCGAAUCGUGUGAUGUAUAAAAUUAUUUUAUAAAUGUCUCUUUAGGAGGAGAGAAGAGGGGAAAGAGUGUCAGCCGAGAUAUAAAAAUAAAAAUAAAACAAUUAUCAACUGAAAUCGAAAAGAUUCAGUGAUUGAGUCGAGAAAAAUUUGGUGCUAUUUUUGCAAAGUCGUGUGUAGAAUAAAAUGUCGGGGGCGGAUGCUCUUUUUCCAAACUAGGGAUUUGCUGGGUAUAGAAAACCUAGGUUUUUCUGUGUAAAACGUUCUUUCUGAACAUUCUUUGGCUUCGAUAAUGUUGAAUCCGUUAGGGUAAAAGAUGAAUAACGAUUAUUUAGUUAUGAUAAAAAAAAGAACAUCUAGAAAUUGAGUGUUCCAGCAGCAGAACUUUGAUACAUUCUCCUGUCUGCUCAAUUAAUUGACAAAGACUCUGUUGUCUGAAUGACUUUCCUUGUUUUAUCA
This is a messenger RNA of Belonocnema kinseyi, 6662 nucleotides long. RefSeq names its product prominin-like protein. Gene Ontology annotation, cellular component: membrane. NCBI's taxonomy places the organism in Eukaryota, Metazoa, Arthropoda, Insecta, Hymenoptera, Cynipidae. The transcript is spliced from 14 exons. The record is from RefSeq and is a predicted model, not a curated record. Bases 54 to 2948 code for a protein of 964 amino acids.